UGGCCGAGUGGGGGAGGAGAGAGAGAGAGAGAAAAGUUUCAGAGUGUAGAUAUAUAUAUAUAUGUAAUAUAACCACACAUCCAUAUAUACAAAUAUAUACGCUUAAGUGAAAGCUAAGCCGAAGGUGUCGGGCGAGUCUAUACGAAAUAGGAGGUCAGGUAACGCGGUGUAACUAGGCUAAGCAAGAGCAGUCUGUCUCUCUUCUUUUUUUCUUCUUCCUAUUCUGUCCUCUGUCAAAGUGAUUAUUUUAGUGACAGAAUCACAAGUGAAAUCUUUCCUGUGAAGCUUUCAAAACUGUCAAUAAUUUUGCAUUCCAUUUCUGCGGAACACAGGACGGUUGCAGUGAAGCUUCUUUACUGAUAAACCACGUCUCAAUAAUAUUCUGCUUAUAUAUAUUAUAAUUAUACAUAAUAUUCCACUUCAACAAUGUCAGGAUUACGUAAAGCCAAGAAAUAUGACUGGAAGGAUAGUAACAUGGCCCUUGUUGGCAGCGAUUUAGACAGAUCUGUGAAAAAGGAUGCAGCUUCCAAAGAACCCAUGUGGCAUGGCACAGGGGAAGGACCCGGUUUAAAAGUCUGGCGCAUUGAGAAAUUCGAAGUGAAGGAAUGGCCUGAAAAAGACUAUGGCAAGUUUUACAGAGGAGACAGCUACAUUGUCUUACAUAGUUACUUAAAGGAAAAUAAACUCCUCCAUGAUGUUCAUUUCUGGAUUGGCGAAGACAGUACUCAGGAUGAAUAUGCCACUGCAGCCUACAAAACCGUUGAAUUAGAUACAUACCUGGAUGACAUACCUGUACAACAUAGAGAGUGUGAUAAACAUGAAUCAGAUCUUUUCAGGAGUUAUUUCUCUAAAAUUGAGGUGUUGAGAGGUGGCGUAGCCAGCGGAUUUAAUCCUGUGAAGCCGGAUGAAUACAAACCACGUCUCUUGUUUUACACUGAAAGUGGUAAGAAAGUCUCAGUGAAAGAGGUUGCUUUCCGUAAAUUGUUGAGCCAAGAAGAUAUCUUCUUGUUGGAUAUGGGGGUCAAGAUUAUCCAGUGGUAUGGUGAUGAAAGCAACCUCUUUCAACGACACAGGGCCAAUUGCUUUUGCCAAGAAUUAAAAAAUGACCGAGGUGGAAAGACAACAUCUGAAGUUAUUAACCAGGAUAUGGAUGAUGGGAAUUCAUUCCAAAAAUUAAUAAACCAAUGCAUUGAAAAGAAACAGGCGGAUGGUGAUGAUGAUGAUGAUGACGAUGAAGAUGACGACGAGGAUGAUGAUGAUAUCAACAGAUUGUUUAGGAUUUCCGAUGCUGAAGGCCAUUUGAAGAUGGAAUUAGUGGAGGAGAGUGAAGGCAAACUAAGCAGAUCGAAUUUGUCCAGUGCAGAUGUAUUUUUGAUUGAUACAAAGAAAGAAUGUUUUGUCUGGAUUGGCAAAAAUGCAUCGAAGAACGAGAAAGCCAAGGGUUUCUCCUAUGCUCACAAUUAUCUGAAAGAUUCCAAACAUCCAUUGAAUCAUGUGAUGUGUUUGUCCGAAGGUUCUGAGAACCAAUGUUUUAAUGCAGUUUUGCAGGGCUAAAAGUAUUACGUUUUGUAGAAUACCUCAAUUUUUAUGAGGAGCAACUCCUUGAAAAUUCCUUUUCGACAUUCCAGUUGAAAUAUUAAAUUUAUUAACAAUAACUCAACCAAUUUUAUAACUUUUAAUACCCUUUUUAUUUUUUUUUUCCACCCCUUUUGUUGUUGAAAUAUUUUGGCUGUAAAACAAAGAUUUGUUGUUGGUUUGUUUCAGUCAUAAUGGUUUAUAAACAUUGAUUUAAAAGGAAAAAAUAAACGACUAAAUUUAGAACCCUGCCUUAACCCUGUUGUGGAUAUCUGAAACCAGGGUCUGUCCAAUAUGAAGCAAACAACAACAGCUGUCUUAUGAGAGCAAUGUUAUUUCUUAUCCAUUACAUCUAAAGGAAGAAAAUUUACAGAAAUCAAUGUUUGACAUUUUUAUUUAACAAUAAAAUUGUUUUUAAAACUGCU
Molecule: messenger RNA, 2000 nt
Organism: Octopus sinensis (East Asian common octopus)
Lineage: Eukaryota; Metazoa; Mollusca; Cephalopoda; Octopoda; Octopodidae
Product: gelsolin-like protein 2
Exons: 13
Coding region: 427-1554 (375 amino acids)
Molecular function (GO): actin filament binding
Source: RefSeq, a predicted model, not a curated record